AUACUGAAGGAAAGAAAACAUGAGCUAAGAAUGUUCUAUCCAGCUAAAGUGACUAAGUAUAAACAUGGGAUUCUCUCUUGUCACCGCCAUGGAAGGAAUGCUUUUCACCCUCUGCCAUGAUUCUGAGGCCUCCCCAGCCAAGUGGAACUACAUGUGCAUUGCCAUUGCGAUUUCUCUUCUCAUGAUUCUGAUAUGUGCUAUGGCUGCUUAUGGAGUAUACAAGCAACACGCAGCCUGGAUUAUCCCAUUCUUCUGUUACCAGAUCUUUGAUUUUGCCCUGAACACCUUGGUUGCAUUCACUGUGCUUGUUUAUCCAAACUCCAUUCAGGAAUACAUACAACUGCAUCCUAAUUUUCCCUACAGAGAUGAUGUCAUGUCAGUGAAUCCUACCUGUUUGGUCCUUAUUAUUCUUCUGUUUAUUAGCAUUAUCUUGACUUUUAAGGGUUACUUGAUUAGCUGUGUUUGGAACUGCUACGAAUACGUUAAUGGCAGGAACUCCUCCGAUGUCCUGGUUUACGUUACAAGCAAUGACAAUACAGUACUGCUACCCCUGUAUGAUGAUGCCACUGUGAAUGGUGCUGCCAAGGAGGCGCCGCCACCUUACGUGUCUGCCUAAGUGGAGCUGAGGGCAGUGGCUUGACUUUUUUGACAUCUGAGCAAUGGUUCUGUUAUUUCACUUUUGCGAUGAGCUCUCUGAGCUUGUUUGUUGCUGAAAUGCUACUUUUAAAAAUUUAGAUGUUAGGUUGAAGCCUGUACUUUUCAGUAUAUGCUUUACUAGAACACUGUGAUAGAUGAGCUGUAGAAUUCUUUCUGUAGGAUUCGGGGUGUAAUGGGCUUCACUAACCUUCCCUAGGCACUAAAACUUCCCCCAAAUCUGAUGGACCCAGAGUCAGAGAAGUUUGCUUUUGUACCUGCUGGGCUCCAAAGUUAGGCAGGUAGUCACACUUUUUCUCUCUACUCACUCUAUUUUGAAAGUGUAAAAUAAAACCAAAAGUAGACAA
Cebus imitator (Panamanian white-faced capuchin) is the source of this 1001-nucleotide messenger RNA. Its product is annotated as lysosomal-associated transmembrane protein 4B-like. Gene Ontology annotation, cellular component: lysosomal membrane. The coding region runs from base 65 to 616 and encodes 183 amino acids. Lineage: Eukaryota; Metazoa; Chordata; Mammalia; Primates; Cebidae. The transcript has a single exon. The record is from RefSeq and is a predicted model, not a curated record.